AUGCCUUGGAAAAGUCGCUGGACCGUCGAUAUACCACAAGUUGGUCUGCCUACUUAUGUGUUUGGUUCUCCCUCUGCCCCCUUGCCGGAAACACCAAUCCUGCUGGAUGCAGAGAAGUCGGAGAGAUAUCACCUCUCCGCCUCGGAACUCAGACAAUGGUGCAAGCGAUUCGCUACUGGUCUCCAGAGGGCUGGACUGAAAUCUGGUGAUCGCGUGCUUCUAUUCUCAGGCAAUACACUAUUCUUCCCUGUGGUCUUCCUGGGCACAAUCAUGGCUGGGGGCGUCUUUACGGGUGCCAAUCCUACCUACGUUGCUCGCGAGCUGGCAUACCAGCUGCAGGAUUCGGGGGCCAAAUUCUUGAUCUGUGCCGAGGGGAGUCUGGAUACUGGUAUUGAGGCAGCAGACGCAGCUGGACUCUCUCACAACAAUGUCUUUGCGUUCGACAAUGGAUACGCGACUUUUGAUAACACUGGCAAGGGACGUGGAGAUGUGAGGCAUUGGACCGAGCUGCUUGCUAGCACAGCAGAAAGCAAGGACUUCGCUUGGGAAGAAUUGAGCACUAACGAGGAGCUUGAACGCACCAUCUGUCUCAAUUAUAGUUCAGGAACGACAGGCGUGCCGAAGGGUGUUAUGAUCACUCACAGAAACUACGUCAGCAACAACGAAGGUGUGGUUCGCGUGGUUCAAUCCAUUCCAGAGUAUGAGGAGCUCAAGAAGACUGCUCGAUGGCUAUGCAUGCUCCCAAUGUACCACGCAUAUGGACAAACUUACUACUGUGUCGGCAGCAUUUCGCGAGGAGUUCCGACAUAUGUCAUGCAGAAGUUCGACUUCCUCAAGAUGCUGGCUUACAUUGAGAAGUAUAAGAUUACCGAUCUCAACCUUGUGCCACCAAUUGCUGUUGCAAUGGCCAAGCAUCCGGCAACGAAGCAGCAUGAUUUGAGCUCUGUGAGGUAUAUCGGAUCAGGUGCCGCGCCGCUUGGCAGCGAAGUAUCGAAAGAGGUUGAGCAGCUAUGGCCCACGGGAACGAGAAACAUGAAGCAGGGCUGGGGUAUGACAGAGUUGACCUGCUCAGCUUGCAGUUGGGAUUUGACCAAGACCUCAAAUUCGAAUGCAGUUGGUGAGCUCAAUCCCAACGUUGAAGCUAUGAUUGUGGACGUCGCUUCUGGGUCCGAAGUACAGCGAGGACUGAGGGGCGAACUCUGGAUUCGUGGACCAACAGUGAUGAAGGGUUACUGGGGCAAGCCAGAUGCUACCAAGGAGACCAUUACAGAAGAAGGUUGGUUGAGAACUGGCGAUGUGGCAUAUCUCGAUGAAGAGGGUCAUCUCUUCAUUGUGGAUCGUAUCAAGGAGUUGAUCAAGGUUAAAGGCAAUCAAGUCGCACCAGCCGAGCUAGAAGCUCUUUUGCUUGACCAUCCAGCUAUUGCAGAUGCUGGUGUAGUCGGCGUGACAAUAAAGGGAGAAGAGCUUCCACGAGCCUACCUUGUACGACGCGCGGAGCAAAAGGUCGAGGCCCAAGACAUUCAAGAAUUCAUGAACAGCAAAGUCGCAAGACACAAGCGUCUGGCCGGCGGAGUCGUUUUUGUGGAAGCAAUUCCAAAGAAUCCUUCCGGAAAGAUUCUGCGCAAGAUACUUCGCGAUCAGGCAAAGGCUGAAGUCGGAGAUUCGGAAGCCAAGGCAGCACGUCUGUAG
This is a messenger RNA of Aureobasidium subglaciale EXF-2481, 1689 nucleotides long. RefSeq lists its product as uncharacterized. Gene Ontology annotation, molecular function: CoA-ligase activity. NCBI's taxonomy places the organism in Eukaryota, Fungi, Ascomycota, Dothideomycetes, Dothideales, Saccotheciaceae. Bases 1 to 1689 code for a protein of 562 amino acids. The transcript has 6 exons. The record is from RefSeq and is a predicted model, not a curated record. Gene Ontology annotation, biological process: secondary metabolic process.